CCCCUACACUACAGCAGCAGCAGCAGCAGCAGCAGCAGCAGCAGCGGCGGCGGCAGCAACAACAGCAGCAGCAGGAAGAGCAGAAGCGGGAGCAGCAGAAGUGAAAGGAUGGUUCCAAGUGUGCAGCAGCAGCAGCAGCUGCUGCAACAGAUCCGGCAGCAGCUGCAGCAAGGUACUGCAGAUGUUGAGAGCUGCAGCAAGCAGCUGCUGCAGCUUAAGCUGAUGCGUGUUGCUGCUGUUGCUUCAGCAUCAGAGACCCUAACACCAGCACAAGUAGAGGAGGCUGUGCUGGCUCGCAGCACAUUCGAGACAGCAGCAAUGCUGUGCGUCUACAAGCUGCAGCAGCUGCAGCAGAAGCAGCAGCAGCAGCACGGCGACGACGAUAUGUAUGAAGACCUCAUGUCAGAGACAGCAGCAGCAUUUCAGAGACACAUGAAUAUGCUGCUGCCCUUCUACUGCGAUUUAAUGCAUGUGCUGCCUCCUUCAGACAUGCAGCUGGAGCUGCAGUGUCUGCAGCUGCUGCACUUCUUAUCGAAUGACUGCAUUGCUGAGCUACACGUCGCCUACGACAGACUCUCAGAGGAGCUUCAAAGCAGCCCUUAUGUGCGUACGGUGAUGCGGCUGGAGCAGCGGCUGAUGUCUGGCGACUACGAGGCGGUGAUGCAGCAGCAGCAGCAGCAGCAGCAGGAAGAUGUGUGCUUGCCUCGUUCUGCUGCAGUGUUUCUGUGGCAGCUAACAAAGACUGUGCGGCUGCGUGUUGCUGCUACACUUGAAAUAGCAUAUACUUCUCUGUCUCUUUCUCGGUUAAGUUCAGCGUUGCGUCUGCCUGUCUCUUCUUUAUCUUCUUUUUGUGAAGAGCAUAACAGACGAAGGAGACAGAGAGAAGCUCAGCAUGCCCUGCAGCAGCCUUCAAUAGAGUUUGCUGCUGCUGCUGCUGCUGCUAUGGGAGAUACCCUGGCAGGCGCCCCCAAGUCCCUGCAGCAGCAGCAGCAACAGCAGCAGCAGCAGCAGCAAUCCGUCAGCACCUUGGCAGCAGGUGUGGGAUCGGGAUCGUUUGCUUCUGCGGUGUCUCUUGAAAGAAAUGCCCCCUGUGGGGUUUUGUGGGUGAUAGAAGGAGACAGAGUUUUCUUCAAGAAGCAGCAGCAGCAACAGCAGCACUGCUCCUUCCAUGCUACACAAGUUGCUACGCAUCUCAUUGGCUACGCCACUGAACUGGAGAGGAUCGUCUGA
Molecule: messenger RNA, 1230 nt
Organism: Eimeria acervulina
Lineage: Eukaryota; Apicomplexa; Conoidasida; Eucoccidiorida; Eimeriidae
Product: 26S proteasome regulatory particle non-ATPase subunit, putative
Exons: 4
Biological process (GO): proteasome-mediated ubiquitin-dependent protein catabolic process
Cellular component (GO): nucleus; cytosol; proteasome regulatory particle
Source: RefSeq, a predicted model, not a curated record